Brenthis ino (lesser marbled fritillary) is the source of this 4944-nucleotide messenger RNA. The record is from the annotation of a GenBank genome assembly. NCBI's taxonomy places the organism in Eukaryota, Metazoa, Arthropoda, Insecta, Lepidoptera, Nymphalidae.
AUGUAUAUUCAUUACACGUUAGGAGCCAUUUUUAUUGUAUUUAUUUUGUGCGUUCAUUGUGAUAAUGUUGAUACUAACAACGAAAUCUUGGAAAUUUAUGUUCCGUCCGCUCCACAAAACCUCACAGCAAACAGAAUCUCAGCCGACGAGAUACAUUUAUUAUGGACCCCGCCCGCCAAUUAUACGACGGUACGCCUCAGAUCGAAUCCCACUGAAAUUAUCGUCGACAAACAAAAUUCUAAACCAGAACCAGGUCUUGCAGUGAUACCAGUGAAGGAAACUCAAGCGGACGAACCAAUUCGUGACAUCGUUAGGGACGAUCGUUUGAUAAUAGACACACCAACAAACCAAGACGGAUUAAAAGAUGUUGAUUACACAUAUAAUUUGUAUAAAAAUGAAAAGCAAAAGUAUAACGAUGACUUCACAGAUUCUGACGUACUAGCUGACGGUGCGUAUGUGAGACGAAAUAAAAGAGAUAUAAGAUCUCACAGGCAUAGAAAAAGACGUCAGGACAAUGUAACUGACACAAAAUUGCAUUUAGAGAGAAAUUUUGGGGAGGAAACGCAUCAAGCCUUCGAAUUGCCUAUUGAAGUGGUUAAAAAGUCACUAAAUGUUAUUCCACCUAGAGAAGAUGUGACUCAGAUUGCGUACGUGUUGUAUUAUGAGGAAGGGGUGACGAUAAAGAAAGCCCCGAGCGACUUAACUGUGGUCUCUGGAGUGCAAACAUCUGACGAAAUAAAGAGUAGGAACGUGUUUAGAAGUGAUUUAGGAAUGCAGGAUAGUUUGAAUUCAACGAGAAAUUUGACAUUGUUGAACAAGUCUGGCCAGUCAAAAACUAUGGUUGUAGGAUUCACAUUGCGAAAUUUAAAACCAUUCACGCCAUACAAGAUCUGGGUGUGUGCAUUCUACAACAUCCCAUUAACAGGACUGAUGUCGUCCGAUCUUCUGAAUCGUCUCGGACCACAGUCUCAGCCUCUCUACGUUUUGACCGAUGUAAAACCGCCUUCAGCACCAAUUAUACUUAAUUUGACAUGUGAUCAACCCAAUGGACUCCUCUACCUCCAAUGGCGCCAGCCCCUAGAGUACAAUAACUCGCUCGACCAGUACGUGGUCACCCUAAGGAAGAUCCCCGAACAGCUGCCGUGGACGAGUCUCACAUUGCCCACUAAUAAAGACGAAAUCGAAACCACUAUUAGUCUUAAAGUGGAGCUGUGGAAUGUGACCAGGUAUGAGGUGAAGGUGUACGCGGUUACGCUGUCCAUCGCGCGGCCCAACACACUCAUCAACGGCUCUGAGUCACCUAAGGAAGUGUCGAGUGAGCAGUGCGCGGUGCGGCCGCAGGCGAUGUCGCCGGGGGACGUGUCGCGCCUCAAGCGCGCCGGCAACUCCACGGUGGCGCUUCUGGCCGCCGCCCUGCUCACUAUACUCGCGGCCGUGAGCGCCGGCCUGGUGUAUUGGAGAUGCAGAUCUCGUGUCAGUAAAUGUAUCAGCGCGGCCUACAAUUACUUGGAGGAAGGCGGGGAGAGGGCGGCCCGCGCGCCUCUCAACACGUACAAGAAGCCUGUAGUGAACUGCUCGCCGCUGGUGGCGUGCGGGGGCAACGCGGCGGGCGAGGGCGCGGCGCGGCCGCCGCGCAUGGCGGGCGCGGCGCACCCGCUGGUGCGCGCGCGGUGCUUCCCCGCGCACGUCGCUGCUUUGCACGCUGAUGGGGAUAUUGGCUUUAGCAAAGAAUAUGAAAUAGUAGUGGCUAAGUCAGCGGCUCUAGGUCAUACCAGCCAUCAUAGCUACAGACCAGAAAACAGACUCAAGAAUCGAUAUUUGAAUAUAACUGCAUACGACCACUCGCGCGUGUGCGUGUCAGCGGGCGGGCGCUGCGGCGCGGCGGGCUGCGUGGGCGCGGGCCGCGGCGCCGCCUGCGAUUACGUCAAUGCCAACUUCAUAGACGGCAUGCUGCCUGCGCUCUCCGCCCGCGCCGCGCGCCGCAUCGAGCGCCGGCUGGAGAGGCGGGCCAGGCCGAAUAGACGGCAUACUGCCCGCGCCGCGCGCAUUAUCGAUCGACGCCUGAAGAGACAACCUUCAGUAAAGGCUAUAAAACCUCCACCUAACUUAGCCGAAGGCAUCGAGUCAGCUUUUCUCAAUAUCGAAUUCUCUGGUAUCGUGGAAUCUGAAGACCAGGCAGAGGAUUCUGACAGCGAAAGGAGUGACGAUGACUCUGAGUUGGAUGAUGUUUAUGUGGAAAUUAACGGCAGCCCGCGCCAGAUUAAGCUGGAGUGGGCGGUGUGGCGACGACGCUACAUCGCCACGCAGGGACCCACGCCCGCCACGCUCGACGCGUUCUGGCGCAUGAUAUGGCAGCACCGCGUGCACACGCUCGUCAUGAUCACCAACCUCGUGGAGCGCGGGCGGCGGAAAUGUGACAUGUACUGGCCGGCGGGCGGCCGCGGUAGCUCCACGGAGUUUGGUGGCAUACACGUCACGCUCCUGUACGAGGAUGUCCGGGCCGCCUAUACUGUGAGACACUUGCGCGUGCGCAGUACUACGCAAAUUGGAAGCGAGCCGUGCAGCACUAGCAGCUCGAGCGGUUCGAGCACGGGCAGCGGCGGCGGCGGGGGCGGCGGGAGCGCGGGCGCGGACGCGGCGCGUCACGUGGUGCAGUACCACUACACGGUGUGGCCCGACCACGGCACGCCGCGCCACCCGCUCGCCGUGCUGCCCUUCGUGCGCGCCGCCGCCGACCCCGGCACCGUGCUGGUGCACUGCAGCGCCGGUGUGGGCAGAACAGGGACUUACAUAGUGAUAGACGCACAAUUGAAUCAACUCAAACUGACCGGUACCUUAUCCCCACUCGGCUUCCUCUGCAGAGCGCGCACACAAAGAAACCACCUCGUACAGACAGAAGAACAGUACGUAUUCGUACACGACGCCCUACUAGAAUACGUUCGCUCUGGCAACACCGAAGUCGAAUUCACUAAAGCCAGGCAAUACCUAGCGAAGCUUCUGGAACCAAUAUCUGAUGAUGAACUGGCCGUAAUGGAUGUAAACCCACCGAAACAGAAAAGCAUUAAUGACCUAACUAACGGACUAGACAAUGACGUCACAAGCGUCCAAUCAAACGACUGCAGUGACCAAAUAGUAGAAAAUGGCAGCCAAUUGUCGAUAAAAACUGUAGAUUUGGCAAGUGAAUCUAUGGAAAAGGUGUCGGAGAAUCAGGAAAAGGAUGGUUUGGUUAAUGGGGAUGAUAUGGAGGGUGUAUACGAUUUGGCCCCGAGGUCGACGGAUACGUACAACAAGAAAAUGCAGGCGUACAAUAAUAUGAAUGAACAGGAGAAGGAGGAGAUGAGAAGAGCAAAUCGUGCAGAAAAUUACGCGCUACUAGAGCGUAUGCGGUCGUUGUCGAACAGGCAUCAAGUGUGCCAGGGACCGCCGCCCGUCAACUUGCUAGAGAAACAAUUCCAAUUAAUAACGCGGUCGUGCGUAGAGUCGAGCGUGUGUGCGCGCGCGCCGCACAAUGCAGACAAGAACCGUCCCGGCGGCAUCCUGCCCUCCGACUCCGCCAGAGUAAUGCUCGUGCCGAAACCGGGGGUUGAAGGUAGCGAAUAUGUGAACGCGAGCUGGGUGUGCGGGCGGCGGCGGCUGCGCGAGUACGCGGUGGCGCAGCACCCGGCCGCCGCGCCCGAGCUGUGGCGCCUGCUGUGGGACCACACCGCGCAGCUCGUGCUGUUGCUGCACCAGCCGGGGGACCCGGACUGUGACGUAUUUUGGCCAACAGAAGACGAAAAAGAAUUAUUUGUAGCAAAUUUUCGUGCGAGUUUCGUUUCUAAAGACACGUAUGUGGCGUACAGAAGGUCAGAAAGAAAAGCACACAGCGAAACACCAUCAGAACCAGAAACAAACGGCUAUAGGCGGCAGGAAGGUAGUGAAUGUGCUGACGACGAACGACUUAUACCAGAAAAUGGUUCACCUAUAAACAAUUCGGAACAAGGGUACCACUUUGACAGAUCAGAGCUUCGCUUAGAACGUUUAAGCGGGAGUCGAGAUCUACCCACGAGAAAAUCAAUAGCGAACGGCGACUUAUUCUCAUCUCUAACCGAAAAGAAAAACGGUCCCAAAUCACCGAGGAGCCCUUCUAAAAUGUCCUUGAAAAACUUCAAACUGAGCUCUCCCACCAAAUUCAAAUUUCCAGAAUGGGGAUCAAGGACGGCUGGUUCACCCCCAGACACGGCACCACCCCCGCCCCCAAUAGCACCAUCCCUAUCAGUGGAAGAAGAAGCGGAAUUAAGAAGACCUGUAUACACAUUUGAAAAAGUGAAAACUAUACCAGAUGUAUCGUCAGACAGGAUUAUUGAAGUGACAAAUGUCAGUGUGCACUCUUUGCAAGACGAUUAUCAACUAAGUGUUAAGUUUAUUAAGUGCAGUGGUUGGUUGAACGGUGAAACUUGUGAUUAUAGUGUGGGCAAACCAGAUGACAACGAGUUUGUAAAGGCAGUGAGACAAGCGAGUAGUGAUAGUGAAAGGGAAGAUGCCAUUGAUAGGUUGAUAGCACCCUAUCAGGAUUCCUUUGCAUUGGUCGAGUUUGUUGCAGGCUGUCAGAUGGAGUAUAAGAACGGACCAGUUGUGGUUGUGGAUAAAUACGGCGGAUGGCGGGCGUUAACAUUCUGCUCGCUAAGCGCAGCAUGUGGCGGAGUACGGAACCCUAAGAUAUCGGAACCUGGCGCAGAGUUCGCUCCCGCCUGCGUGUCAGCGGAUCUCUACUGCAAUAGUGCACUCAACGCGCAUGCGCGGUGCGCUCCUCACUCCCCACAGUCCCUACACUCCCCGGGGAGUUCCCCCGCGGCGGGGGAGAGUGGGAGCGUGGACUCCCCCCGCGCCCACUCCCCCCAGGCGCUGCUGGCCGCAUACUGCGCGCUGACCGCGUACUCGAUGAAGCUACCGCCGCCUGAUAGC